CUCCUGGCAGCGAUGGCUUCAGGAAAAGACACCUGUCCUAUCUUACCUAAACUGGCCAACAGCUGUCCUGAUGAGAAUUCAUAUAACCCUGCUAAUAAGUGUAAUGAGAUUCAUUUGCCACGGUUUUCAUUAAAGCAAGGGAUGUUGCCAAGACGUUAUGUUAUGCCUUGGAAAGAAAGCAUGAUAUUCAGGAAUAUAAAUCUGAAGCAUGCAGAAGCGUGUGGAAUCUAUGCUGGCCCUUUAGAAGACUCUCUGUUUCUGAAUCACAGUGAAAGGCUUUGCCAUGGGGAAGAUCGUAAAGUUGUCUCGAAGAAAGGCCGACCAGAAAUAAAAAUUGCAGAUCUGCCUUUGCAUUCACCUCUCUCCAGAUACCAGAGCACCAUGAUUUCCCACGGCUUCAGGAGGCAACAGGUUUGAUGAAAGAAGAAUAAAGUGAUAAAGCAUUUCAAUAUCAUCUC
Hipposideros armiger (great roundleaf bat) is the source of this 458-nucleotide messenger RNA. It is a transcript of the gene SPMIP10, whose product is annotated as sperm microtubule inner protein 10. The transcript is spliced from 3 exons. The coding region runs from base 13 to 417 and encodes 134 amino acids. Gene Ontology annotation, biological process: flagellated sperm motility. Lineage: Eukaryota; Metazoa; Chordata; Mammalia; Chiroptera; Hipposideridae. The record is from RefSeq and is a predicted model, not a curated record.